Messenger RNA from Sphaeramia orbicularis (orbiculate cardinalfish), 2502 nucleotides. RefSeq names its product ubiquitin-conjugating enzyme E2 G1-like. The transcript is spliced from 6 exons. The record is from RefSeq and is a predicted model, not a curated record. NCBI's taxonomy places the organism in Eukaryota, Metazoa, Chordata, Actinopteri, Kurtiformes, Apogonidae. Bases 131 to 640 code for a protein of 169 amino acids.
ACCUUGUGUCAAAACACAGAGGGAAAUCAGCAGCAGCAGCGCAAAGACCUCAACUCGACUUCAGCUUUAGCUUUAUUUUGCGGGUAGUAUUUAUCGAUAUAAAGUGUUUUUUAUUUCACGUCCUCGUACCAUGACUGAACAAUCAGCACUGCUUCUUCGAAAACAACUGGCAGAGCUCAACAAGAACCCUGUGGAGGGCUUUUCAGCUGGUCUGAUAGAUGAUGACGACAUAUACAAAUGGGAAGUUGUGAUUAUCGGUCCUCAAGAUACCCUUUUUGAAGGAGGGUUUUUCAAAGCUUACCUUACCUUUCCUUAUGAUUAUCCGCUACGGCCUCCGAAGAUGAAGUUCAUCACUGAAAUCUGGCAUCCAAAUGUUGCAAAGAAUGGUGAUGUUUGCAUCUCUAUUCUGCAUGAGCCCGGGGAGGAUAAGUUUGGUUAUGAAAAGCCUGAGGAGCGCUGGCUUCCAAUCCACACAGUAGAGACAAUCAUGAUUAGUGUUAUCUCCAUGCUGGCAGACCCCAACAGUGAUUCACCCGCUAAUGUGGAUGCUGCGAAAGAGUGGAGGGAGGACCCUAAUGGUGAAUUCAAGAGGAAGGUGGCACGCUGUGUAAGAAAAAGUCAAGAGAUGGCAUUUGAUUAGGAGUCACUUGUAAAUUCCAGGUUAAAGGAAAUGCCUUCUGAGGGAAAAUUUCAGCAAAAGGCUUUUGCACCCCUUGUUUUGCCAGUCAAAGGAAUUGGUUGAUUUCAACCAUGUUUCUGUGAACGGUUGUCAUUUUCCGCAAGAUGAGCCAAUUUGAGAACCCUACCAGCGAAAUUGACCUGUUUCCUACCUGGAAUUGUAUAUUUAAUUUUAUUUAUUUUGAAAAAUUAAUGAUGUAAGAUAUGUCACUACUGUAAAUUAACUUGCUUUUUUAUCUGCUGCUGAACAGUUUCUACUUUAUACCAGGUUUCUUAUGCAAUUUAGUGGUCAAGAUUGUGUAAAACAAAAUGAAAGCCCGUUAUCGUUAGGUCAUCAUUUGUCCUCCCUACCUACCACAUUGUUUCCACCACAGCAACAUCCGUCGGCCUGACAAAUCUUGUCUGAUUCUUUCCAACGCCGUCGCUGAAUCACUGUUGCCUUUUGUUGGCUUCACUUCCUCUCACUGACUGUCCUCGAAGCGUCAAGUCUGCUGGAGGGACACGUCGAGAACAUCUUUUUCUGAGAACCAGCCUCCUGUUAGCAUCUUAGACUUGGCGCUAGUGUAAAGCAAGGUAUAAAACCAUGAUUCUCAAACCUGCAUGAUCCCCUCAAACAGCUCUGUUCUGUGUCAUUGCUAAGCUGUGGAUGUUAAUGGAAUGGCUUACUCAGUGUUUUGAGAGGCGUUGUUUUAUCAUAAAUCAAUUUGCACCAGCGUUGUCGACGCUAACAGGAGACUUGUGCCAACUUCUCAGGAAUAACCUCGGCGAGAACUUUAUUAGGGUCUUCACCAGUAACACAGACCCCUAAUGUUCCCACCCCUUCUGCUAAUACACAGUAAAGAUGUCUGCCAGUUAAUCUUAAUACAGUACAAGUCAUGGACAACCAAAAACCGAUCUGUGAAAAUAGCCUAAGCUGUGAUCAUUCUGUGUGGUUAACUGCCAUCUGAGCUUACCUCAAUUAAAACAGAUAACAAAUAUGAUCAGGAUUACGGAUUCUUGAGUUGUUAAUCCAGUAACACUGGGGGUUAUUCUCCUUUGUAGAAUUAGGCGAAUCGUUCUUUGUUGUGGCACAUUUGGCUUUCUAUCAGUGUGUGGGUCACAUUCACUCGUGGGUUUAGACUCUGAGGACAUUGGGUAGUUAGACUUUAAUUCUGUCGACAUCUUGAGUUCUGAUCGGUGCAUAUUAUCUAGGUAUCUCACUUCUCACUGAAUUUGGGUUCUUGAUAGAGACUUGAAUAAUUCACCACUUAGUAAAGUAUAAAUACGUGUUCUUGUUCAAACGAACACAUUACUGCAUUUAGUUGUUAUUUUUGAGAGAAAGUGAAGUGUUCGGGUGGAGUCUGGAAACCAUUGGCUUUUGUUCACUUAAUGGUGUUGCUCUUAAGCCAUGAUGACAUUUAUUUAGAGUUACAACAUUGUUACACAUGAUUGAUCUGUGACUGACAUUGAAGAAUAACUAACCAACUUUUGGCGCAUGCAAUCAGGUUUGAAGGAGCUGGGUCUGUUUCAUUGUUAUUAAAUCAUGGGUGAAUGUGAUGUGUACAGUUCAUAGAUUUCUGUAGACUUGAGGAUCACAUAACUGCUGUUGGUUGACAUUACCUUUUUAAGUCAGAAUUUUCUAACCUACCAUGACCUCCUCUGACCGGUGUUCACUGUUUUUGCACAGAUUCGGUGCGUUUGAAAUGUCAUUAAGCAAUACGCUCUGAAAAUGGUGUGUCCAGGUAAUCCACCCUAACGCCAUUACGUUGUUUUGUUUUUUCAUUUUGUGUCAAUGCAAUGUAUAUUGGACAUGAUGCUCAAUAAAGUGUGUAAACAAAGAGCAAA